Bombus impatiens (common eastern bumble bee) is the source of this 2029-nucleotide messenger RNA. RefSeq names its product glutamate decarboxylase 1. Gene Ontology annotation, cellular component: cytoplasm. Gene Ontology annotation, biological process: carboxylic acid metabolic process. The record is from RefSeq and is a predicted model, not a curated record. The transcript has 9 exons. Gene Ontology annotation, molecular function: pyridoxal phosphate binding; carboxy-lyase activity. NCBI's taxonomy places the organism in Eukaryota, Metazoa, Arthropoda, Insecta, Hymenoptera, Apidae. Bases 522 to 1970 code for a protein of 482 amino acids.
GUACUAUUUUCAUUAGUUUCAUUUUCAAAUUUCAUUAAAUUUCCAUCUAACUUGCGCUAACGGUCGCUAAAUAUUGUUUAAGAGUUUACUGAUGUAACAGCGAUAACAGUGCUAAUGAAAUUUCGAAAUGUUUUACAUAAUACGCACAAUAAUAAAUGUUUUCUAUGAUAAGUGCUCAAACACUUUCGCGAGCCACCGUAUCUCUUUAACCGCGUUCGUUCUUUUCGUGUCUCACCGACUCGUUUCACCGUAUUCGUUUGACCGAUUGUACGACACGAAAAUUUCCGGUCGAUAUGUCAACCGAGAGUCGUAUGUAUUUGCACAAUCUGCAACGGUUCGACGCCGCGCCUCCAACCAAAGUGAUUGAGCAGACAGCGCCUCCAACCUAAACCAACGAAUGGAUGGGGGAAGGUCGAGUCGACAGCGUGGGGGAACGUCGCUGCCUCGGUGCCGUCGACCUGUUUCAACAGCCGUAAUACAGUUUACGACAUACAACAGUCGCAUCAGCAUCCACAAAGGCGAUGACCGAGCUGCUAGGACGAUUACUGGAAAUUCUUGAGGAGGAAAAUGCGUUCGAUCGUACGGGUAACGAACCCGUCUUACACUUCGUCCAUCCGGAAGAGCUACAGAAACGAUUAUCGAUACAACUGACCGAGGAACCAGCUACCAAAGGAGAAAUCGAGACAACAAUAAGACAAACGAUUCGAUACUCUGUCAAGACGUUCAGUCCACAUUUUCAUAAUCAGCUGUACGCUGGUGUCGACGAAUAUGGCUUGGCAGGUUCUUGGUUGACAGAUGUGUUUAAUACCAGCCAAUAUACGUACGAGGUGGCUCCCGUGUUCACCGUGAUGGAACGACAAAUAAUAGAAAAAUCGUUGGAACUGGUUGGGUAUCCUCCGUUACCAGAAGGAGAUGGCAUACUUUGUCCUGGUGGUAGUAUAUCAAAUAUGUAUGGUAUGGUGAUGGCUAGAUACAAAAUGAUCCCGGAUGUAAAGAGGAAAGGUCUCGCGGGUCUUCCGCCGAUGGUUUGUUUCACCAGUGAGGCUGGCCACUAUUCAAUCUCUAAAGGAGCCCACUGGUUGGGCCUAGGAACCGAUCACGUUUACAAGGUCAAAUGCGACGAAUUUGGACGAAUGCGACCAGACGAGUUAAAGGCUGCCAUAGCGGAAGUCAAAAAACAGGGCCAUUUACCUUUCUUCGUGAACGCUACAUGCGGCACCACGGUCCUCGGCUCCUUCGAUCCGCUGCCGGAAAUCGCGGCCAUCUGCCGCGAGGAGAAUCUAUGGUUACAUGUUGACGCAUGUCUCGGUGGUACGCUGUUACUUUCGGAGAAAUAUCGAGACCGGUUGAAAGGAAUCGAACUCUCGAAUUCCGUAGCGUGGAAUCCACACAAGAUGCUUGGCGCACCGUUCCAAUGCUCGCUGUUCUUGGUUAAGGGUAAAAACGCUCUGCACGAAGCGAAUUGCGCGGGAGCGCGGUAUUUGUUCCAGCAGGACAAACAUUAUGACGUAUCUUGGGACACCGGUGAUAAGAGUUUGCAAUGUGGGAGAAAGGUCGACGGAGCUAAAUUUUGGCUGAUGUGGAAAGCACGAGGGACCAAAGGACUUCGCGAAUCCGUGGAACUCGCUAUGUCCACGGUGGAAUACUUUUUCGAACGAGUAAAAAGCCGGAAAGGAUUUCGUUUGGUACUUCCCCGGUACGAAGGUUGUAAUAUUUGUUUUUGGUACAUACCACCCAGUAUGCAAGGUCAACAGGAGACUCAGGAAUGGUGGAACAAAUUGUACGAGAUCACAGCUAAAAUCAAGGAACGCAUGAUGAUCGAGGGAACGCUGAUGGUUGGCUACACGCCGCUAUCGUACAAGAAUAUUGGCAACUUUUUCCGCAUGGUCGUCACCUGUCAACCACCACCGACCAAAGCUUCCAUGGAUUACGUGAUCGACAAGAUAGAAAAGCUGUCGGUUGAUUUGUAAACGGACUAAGUUCAUCCUCAUUCGCCGCAGAGAGUAAAAGAAGAAGGAAGUUCGGGGGG